ACCCAUGUGGCCGCAGCACCUUCAGCCCGGAGAGCUCCAAGCUGGCCAAGGGAAACUGACAAGGAUUUUUCUAUAAUCCACCCUGAGAAUCUGACACACUGGAAGGCAUCCGUUUGCUCCCAAACUCAUUGCUUUAAGGGACAAGAACCAUGCGAGACAAUUUUAAAGGCUCUUUAAGGCUCCUCAGUUCCAUAGUGGUGCUUGGAUUUCAGCUAGUGAUUCCACAGCCCUCCAUCGACCACAGAAAGGUCCCACAAAGGAUAGAAGAGCAAAAUGCUGCCCCAGAAGAAGAUAAUACGGGAAUCCCGGGGGUGUGGGGCAGCUGGGGGCCCUGGUCAGCUUGUUCGAGAAGCUGCAGUGGUGGAGUGAUGGAGCAGACAAGGCCCUGCCUUCCGGGAUAUUAUUACGAGAGGAACUAUCUUAGGCCUGGACAGUACUCCGCCUCUGACAGGACUCUUGGUCAUCAGCAACCUCCCCACCAAGAAGACCCGCUGAAUCCUUACUCUGGCCAUGUCAUCUCCGCCAUCCGUACAUCAGUGCCUCUUCACAGGAAUGAGGAGCACCCACGAGCAGGACUCCGGGCCGGAGUCUCCUCAGGAGGACGUAACGACAGCAGGGGAGCGUCAAGAGGCGGACGGCUUUCUCAGUCCCGGAGACGGAGCCCCAAACCAGAAAGAAGAGGCAGAAAUAAAAACCCCAUUGGGCCCGGGAAGUAUGGCUAUGGGAAAGUGCCCUACAUACUACCGCUGCAGACGGACACAGGCCAGUUGUCACAGAAGCCUCGAAGGCAGCAGAGGCAGCCAACACGGAAUGCGUCAAACCAGCAGGCCUUUGGAGCCGGGACUCCGUUUGGGCCCCCGGUUAACCCUGUGCAUCACCAUGGAAGCCUGUACCAAGAAGACCACAGGCCUCCCCUCAGGCCUCAGGCGGCAAGUGGCUCCUUUUACCAGCAGGCUGCCCCCCAUUUGCAGGCCUUCCCCGCGGCACAAAGUUUGUUCCACGGUACAGACCUGAGCGCGCAUUUGCCCGUAGCCCGCCAGCCAGCCCAAAGCCAGAGGGCUGCAGCGAUCGUGUGCACCGGAGCCUACAAGCAAUACAAGCUCUGCAACACGAACGUGUGUCUUGAGAAUAGAAGCAUCAGAGAGGUUCAAUGUGCAUCCUACAACAACAAGCCUUUCAUGGGUCGAUUCUAUGAGUGGGAACCUUUUGCAGAAGUGAAGGGCAAUCAGAAAUGUGAAUUGAAUUGCCGUGCAGUAGGCUACCGAUUCUACGUGAGGCAAGCAGAGAAGGUCAUCGAUGGGACGCCAUGUGACCAAAACGGAACCUCCAUCUGUGUAUCGGGGCAGUGCAAGAGUAUUGGUUGUGACGACUAUCUUGGCUCAGACAAGCUGGUGGACAAAUGUGGGAUCUGUGGAGGGGACAACACAGCUUGCAAAGUUGUCUCAGGCGUCUUCAAGCACACCUUGACCAACCUUGGGUACCACAAAAUAGUCGAGAUUCCAGAGGGGGCGACGAAAAUCAACAUUACAGAGAUGUCAAAGAGCAACAACUACCUAGCAUUACGGAGUCGAUCAGGUCGAUCUAUUAUCAACGGGAACUGGGCAAUUGACCGACCUGGGAGAUAUGAGGGAGGAGGAACCGUGUUCACCUACAAACGCCCCAAUGAAAUCUCAAGCACAGCUGGGGAAUCCUUUUUAGCAGAUGGUCCAACAAAUGAAAUUUUGGAUGUCUACAUGAUACAUCAGCAGCCAAACCCAGGUAUACAUUAUGAGUACAUCAUUCCAGGGCCCAAUGUCAUUAGCCCUCAGGUGCCUCUUCAUAGACGUCCAGGGGAGCCAUUCAAUGGCCAGUUAGAUGUGGCGGAGACGGUGAAUUAUGAGGAGGAGUCUUUGCAUAGGGAGACAGGGCAGCCUGUGGGGACCUUCCCCGUGAUUCAUCCAGGAAGAUUUCCCUCUCAUCAGCCAGACAACCAGGUGCCUGCUGGCCAGCCACCAAGACGCAACCGGGAGCACAACUGGAAGCAGAUUGGAACAACCGAAUGCAGCACCACGUGUGGGAAAGGGUCACAGUACCCCAUCUUCCGCUGUGUGAACAGGAACUCCCAUGAGGAGGUGUCUGAGAGUUACUGCGACACCGCUACUAAGCCCAGUCCAGAGGAGGAAGCCUGCAACGUCUUCCCUUGCCCAGCCUUCUGGGAUAUAGGGGAGUGGUCGGAGUGCAGCAAGACCUGCGGCCUGGGAAUGCAACACCGCCAAGUCCUCUGCCGGCAGAUCUACGCCAACCGCACGCUAACGGUCCAGCCUCACCGCUGCCACCACCUGGAGAAACCGGAGACAACAAGUACGUGCCAGCUGAAGAUCUGCAGCGAAUGGCAAAUUCGGACAGAAUGGACAUCGUGUUCCGUGCCAUGCGGAGUAGGGCAGAGGACCCGAGAUGUGAAGUGCGUCAGCAACCUUGGGGACAUUGUUGACGAUGAGGAAUGUAACAUGAAGCUUCGCCCAAAUGACAUCGAGAACUGUGACAUGGGUCCCUGUGCCAAGAGCUGGUUUCUUACAGAAUGGAGCGACCGGUGUUCGGCGGAAUGUGGUGCUGGGGUCCGUACACGAUCCGUCAUCUGCAUGACCAACCAUAUCAGCAGUUUGCCACUGGAGGGCUGCGGACACAACAGGCCGUUAGAGACAACCCCCUGUGACAAUGGGCCAUGUUUGGGGAAAGUGGAAUGGUUUGCCGGAAGCUGGAGCCAGUGUUCAAUUGAAUGUGGCAGUGGAACCCAGCAAAGGGAAGUGAUCUGUAUCAGAAAGACUGAAAACAGCUUUGAUAUGUUGAAUCCCUAUGAGUGUUCGUUUCUGGAAAGACCUCCCAGCCAGCAAACCUGCUACCUCAAGCCUUGUGGUGCUAAAUGGUUUAGUACUGAAUGGAGCACAUGCUCAAAAUCCUGUGAAGUUGGCUUUCGAAUCCGAGAAGUGCGAUGUCUCUCAGAUGAUAUGACGCCCAGUACCAAAUGUGACACACAACUGAAGCCAGUGGAAAAAGAGCAAUGCAACACUCAGGACUGUGUGCCUGAAAUAGAUGAAAACUGCAAAGACAAAUAUUACAAUUGCAACGUUGUGGUUCAAGCCCGGCUCUGCGUCUACACCUAUUACAAGACGGCGUGCUGCGCGUCCUGCUUGAGAGUGGCUAACAGGCAGUCGGGGUUUCUGGGCCGCAGAUAACAGCGGCUCCACCGCUUGCAUCAGACCUCUGCCCAGUAGUUUGUGGCUGCUUGGGCUGCAACAGAUUCUACCUUCUCAACGAGAGGUUUUCCGUAUUGGAGAGCGCCUCCAAGGCGUGAUGGGAGCACGUCUGUGUGGUUAUCACUAACACACUGUAUAGGGACUCUUUGCCUUUUGGAAAUGUACACUGUAAACCCGGGGCUUUUGAAAUGGCAUCGGGCACGACCCACUGAGAGCAGGUCUGGGGACCUAUGAGGAGCCACCAGUGAUCCACAAAGGGCACAGGAAUGUCAAGAUCUCAACUAUUUAGAUAUUUAUCUUUAUUUGGGGCCAACGAAUCCCCAAACAGUGAGCUAGCUUCCUCAGGGUCAUAUAAUUUUCUUUACAUAAUCAUCCCAUGACACCCACUAAACAGGCUGAAAACUUUAUUAGGACCAAGGCAGGACUUUUGGUUCCUACCUAGACGUAACUCACAAGCAAUAGCCACCGAAAUGGAAAGUGAAAUGAAGCUAAAGUAGCAGCUUUGCCCUGAGAAUCCAGAGCAAACUAGCUCUACAGCUCAUCCCCGAAUUCCCUGUUGGCCGCAACAGACAACCUCCACGAUAUAACAUAUUACUUCUGA
This is a messenger RNA of Elgaria multicarinata webbii, 3834 nucleotides long. It is a transcript of the gene THSD4, whose product is annotated as thrombospondin type 1 domain containing 4. Gene Ontology annotation, cellular component: extracellular matrix. The record is from RefSeq and is a predicted model, not a curated record. Lineage: Eukaryota; Metazoa; Chordata; Lepidosauria; Squamata; Anguidae. Bases 150 to 3212 code for a protein of 1020 amino acids. Gene Ontology annotation, biological process: extracellular matrix organization; proteolysis. Gene Ontology annotation, molecular function: metalloendopeptidase activity. The transcript has 18 exons.